AAGUUGCGAGAGAGCCAGUUUGGCUUCUGUGUCCAUUGUUCAUUCGUGGCCGUUUAAGUAUGUUUGCGAGGGUUCGUGUAUAACAAUAAUCUCUCCUAUUUUCACUUCUCACUUCUCACUUCCCAGCGAGGGAGAGGCGGCGAUUUUUAGAUCUGAGGUCUCUCUCUCUCACAGUACUCUGGAGCUAUUCAUCCCAUAAGUGGUAGCUAUCUUCGAUCCAGCAAGUGCCCUUCCAACAUUCCAGAAUCCAUUCUCUCUCUCAGAAGGUGAACAAAAUACAUUUGGUGGGACAAUGAAUUUUCUGCUGCGGCCUGCUCAGACUGCUGCAGCAACAGCAGCAGAGCAGCCCUCUGUUUCCUCAAAGUACAUGACUGAUGCAAACUAUGCUUCAAAGGAUGGAAUGACAUUGGGUGGUCUUAUGGCUGAAGAUACAUAUCCACAGAAUUCCAAAGGUGAAGAUCAGGGGAAAGAUCCUACUGAUGGAAUUUGGGGUGAAAAUGGAAGCGUUAUGGGAGCGAGUUCGAAGAGUGACACUCCCAUUGUUGAGAAUCACAUUGACGUUGCUGAAGAUGAAGGAUGGAUAACUGUUCCAUACAAAGAGCUUCCUGAUAACUGGAGUGAAGCAUCUGACAUUCUUUCAUUUCGCUUACUGGACCGCAGCUUUGUUUUUCCUGGUGAACAAGUCCAUAUCCUGGCGUGUUUGUCCGCAUUUAAGCAGGAUACAGAAAUAAUAACUCCAUUUAAAGUUGCAGCAAUGAUGAGUAAAAAUGGUGUUCGAAAAAACACUGAGAAACAAAAUGGAAACAGUGAAUACAAGACUCAUACUAUUUGUGAAAAUGUGGAUUUGAGUCCAGAUAGUCAUGACAUAGUUCAGAAUGGUGAAAACCUUUUAGAAGAGAAGAUUGACGCACCGAAGGAUAUUUCUUCUGGUGAAUCUCUUCUUAGAAUGGAAGAUCACAGAAGACAAACUCAGGCAUUGUUGCAAAGAUUUGAGAAUUCCCACUUCUUUGUUCGGAUUUCAGAGUCAGAUGAGCCACUUUGGUCCAAGAGAAAUUCUCCAGAAGAAUCUCUUGAAUCUUCUGAGAUGAUCGCUGAUAAGGUCUCUGCAGAUAGUACAGGAGCCAGGAAAACUACAAAAAGUCGGGGCUCCCAAAGUGUAGUUAUUGAUAGAGGAAAUUUUGAUGCUCGCGUAUCUGGUGGAUUGGCGAGAAAUGCUGUCAAGUGUUGCUCCCUUUCAAAUGGAGACAUAAUGGUGCUUUUACAGGUAAAUGUUGGCGUUGAUUUUGUAAGAGAUCCUGUCCUGGAAAUAUUCCAGUUUGAGAAGUAUCUGGCUAGAAGUUUGGCUAAUGAGACCGAAAACAACUUACUACGUGCAAAUCAGGAUCCUUGCGGGGACCUGUUAAAAUGGUUGCUCCCAUUGGAUAAUUCUAUUCCCCUUCCAUCCCGGCCUUUAUCUCCUCCUACAUUGAGUUCCAAUUCAUCUAUUCGUAGCACAUCAACCAGGUCAAACUUUUCUGCUUCAUCUGGUUCCCAACUCUUCUCUUUUAGUCAUUUUAGAAGUUACUCCAUGUCCUCGCUUCCUUCAAAUACGGAAUCAUCUCCUUCUGUCACAACCCCCAGUUCAAGACCAAACACUGAUUUGGAAGACUGGGACCAGUUCUCUUCUCAGAAGUCUGUGAAACCUGGGAGUAAAGAGCUUUUAUCGUUCCGAGGUGUAUCACUAGAGCCCGACAGAUUUUCCGUUCGAUGCGGAUUGGAGGGCAUUUACAUACCAGGAAGAAGGUGGAGAAGGAAAAUUGAAAUCAUUCAACCUAUAGAAAUCCAUUCUUUUGCAGCUGAUUGCAACACAGACGACCUUCUUUGUGUUCAGAUAAAGAAUGUUUCUCCUGCCCAUGCACCAGAUAUUGUGAUAUAUUUGGAUACCAUAACAGUUGUUUUUGAGGAGGUAUCCAAAGGUGGACCACACAUUUCGUUACCAAUUGCAUGUAUUGAAGCUGGGAAUGGCCACAGCUUGCCAAAUCUUGCCCUCAGGAGAGGUGAAGAACACUCUUUUAUUCUCAAACCAGCAACAUCAAUGUGGAAGACUACCAAGGCUCAUGUAGAAAGAAAUCAGUCAUCACAUUCACAGAUUGGAUCAAAUUUGAGUCUGCCCGUCACCCAUUUGGAAGGAAAACAGAAUGCUUCAACUGCUGAUCAGUAUGCGGUUCUAGUAUCGUGUCGGUGCAACUAUACUGAAUCAAAAUUGUUCUUCAAGCAGCCAACUAGUUGGCGACCACGCAUCUCAAGGGAUCUUAUGAUCUCUGUUGCGUCUGAAAUGUCAAGACAAAAUCCAAGUCCCAAUGAAAGAGUCCCUCAGCUUCCCGUUCAGGUCUUAACUCUUCAGGCUUCCAACUUAACAUCUGAGGAUCUAACAUUAACAGUGCGUGCUCCGGCCUCGUUUACUUCACCUCCUUCAGUGGUGUCCUUGAAUUCUUCUCCCUCAACACCAAUGAGCCCAUUUGUUGGUCAUUCUGAGUUGGCAGGAAAAAUGAAUGGUGAAAGAGGAAGUUCAGCAACACAGAGGCUCAGCGCAACAUCUGUUGCUUUGGAAAAUCAGAGACAGAAUGGAGACAGUGCCGUACCCAUCUCUGAUGUCCUUCCAAGUACUGAUUUGGGUUGCACGCAUUUAUGGUUGCAGAGUAGAGUUCCACUUGGAUGUGUCCCUUCGCAGUCCACGGCAACGAUCAAACUUGAGCUUCUCCCGUUGACUGAUGGCAUUAUUACGCUUGAUUCGUUACAGGUUGAUGUUAAGGAGAAAGGGGUGACAUAUGUCCCUGAGCACUCGCUGAAGAUAAAUGCAACGUCCAGCAUUGCCGCAGGGAUUAUGUAAGAUGUGGUUGGUCCGGAGUUAUCCUUUCCUGGACUUCUCUUCUAUAUAUAGCAGGAAAAACAUCCUUAAAUUGCUGCUUGCACAUUAUUCCACCACAGAAAUGCUACACUUUUUAGAAAGACAACCGAGGUAUACAUCUUUUGUUCCUCUUGAGAGCCCGGAAAUCUAAGUGUGAUUUUUUUAAAGUAGGAAGCCUUGUAGCUAGUUUUGCAACACGUGAUCUGGAAAUCUUAUUUGUUGUAUGUCCUUUGACCUGGAAAAUCAAUCGUGUACCUAUUGUUCGAUGAACUGUAUCCAAAUCGUGCUCUACCCUGGUCGGGAUCAUAUCUGAAUAAAAGAAGAGAAUACAUCAAAAGUCAUUGAAUCU
Molecule: messenger RNA, 3236 nt
Organism: Rhododendron vialii
Lineage: Eukaryota; Viridiplantae; Streptophyta; Magnoliopsida; Ericales; Ericaceae
Exons: 11
Coding region: 293-2869 (858 amino acids)
Source: RefSeq, a predicted model, not a curated record